This is a messenger RNA of Penaeus monodon (black tiger shrimp), 816 nucleotides long. RefSeq lists its product as uncharacterized. The coding region runs from base 1 to 816 and encodes 271 amino acids. NCBI's taxonomy places the organism in Eukaryota, Metazoa, Arthropoda, Malacostraca, Decapoda, Penaeidae. The record is from RefSeq and is a predicted model, not a curated record. The transcript is spliced from 6 exons.
AUGUGGCUGUGCUUCCUCUCAUGUGUAAUAUGUUCCCACGGUCGUGGUCUCAUCAGCGGCUCCCCAAGAGUAUCACCUGAUACGUCUUCAGGACCAAGCUUUGGAAUAAGGGGUUCAGGCUCAGGUUUUGGAACAGGGGUUCAGGCUCAGUUUUGGAACAGGAGUUCAGGCUCAGGUUUUGGGACAGGGGGUUCAGGCUCGGGUUUUGGAGCAGGAGCUUCAGGUUUAGGUUUUGCAAGAGGAGGUUUAGUCUCAGGUUUUGCAAGAGGAGGUUUAGCCUCAGGUUUUGGCUCAGGAGGAUGUUGUCCCGGAAGUCCCCCCCACCUUAUAUUCCUGGGGCCAACUGUUGAGACGAACAUCGCGUUCAUUCGAGCACCAGAACAAGGACAAGGGCUAGACCCUAUUGUUAUACCUCCUUCUAGACAAGAACACAUUGUGUAUACUGCCCUGAACGCAGCUUCCCAAGGUGGUGGUCAAGUGGUUGGAGGCUUUGGGGGGAGGCUUCAGAGGCAGGGGAAGGAACGGUGGGUUCGGAAGUGGAAGAAAUGGAUUCGGAGGAUUUGGGGAAGCAGUGGAUUCGGAGAAAGUGGUGUAAACGGUGGAUUCGUAGUACCUAGAGGAAGUGGAUUCGGAACCCAGUGCUAUCAAGGGCGGUUCUCAUUUACUAGGGCACCUUCAGGCUACCAGUGCCAAAGAGCACAGAGCGUGUGUAACAUGGAGCAUUAUAGCGGAACAAUCUUUGUUAUACCAAAUUGGUCUAAUAAGUACCCAGAGGUUCCUGACAUUAAUGAACGACUUGGUUAUCCUUUGACUUAG